This is a messenger RNA of Ostrea edulis (European flat oyster), 3460 nucleotides long. RefSeq lists its product as uncharacterized. Gene Ontology annotation, biological process: sodium ion transmembrane transport. Gene Ontology annotation, molecular function: ligand-gated sodium channel activity. Gene Ontology annotation, cellular component: membrane. Bases 109 to 2877 code for a protein of 922 amino acids. The transcript has 10 exons. Lineage: Eukaryota; Metazoa; Mollusca; Bivalvia; Ostreida; Ostreidae. The record is from RefSeq and is a predicted model, not a curated record.
UAGCAUUUUGUACAGCGUCGAUUGUUUUUUAAAUGUUCGAUAUUCAAAAAUCUAAUUAAUCCAUCGCAACAUGUAAAACACUAUAUAAGAAGUUUUGUUUUAACACAGAUGACCAGUUUUCACCCGGACCUAUCGAGAUCUAACGGUGUUGUACCAGAUGAGAGGAUCAAUAUGUUAAACGCCAGCGCGAAAAUGGAAAAACGGCAGGGCACAGACCAGGCAUCUCUCUGUGAAGAAGUGCAUCAGUUUGGGGAGAGCAGUUCAGUGCAUGGCCUUAAAUAUGUGACAGGACAUUCUUCUAGCUGUUGUAGGAGGGUGAUCUGGCUUUUAUUGGUUUUGACAUGCCUUGGUGUCUUGGUCUACCAGAUCAUAGACCGAGUGCAAUACUUCAUCAGCAAUCCCGUCACCGUCAACGUACAGGUCAACUACAACCAUACGCUCAUGUUUCCUGCAGUGACAAUCUGCAAUCAAAACGCUUUCAAGGCUACUCUAGCGGCAGAAGCUGGUCGGUAUAAAUUGAUUGAGGACAUGUUUACAGAGCCAGAAAAGUUUAAUUCUGAAAGUCUGAAGAAAUAUUCGGCCGGAAACCUAACUCUGCGGGAUCUGUACCUACAAGGGGCACAUAAACAGGAGGAUUUCUUAUUCAAAGUAGUAUGGAUGGGUCAAACAUUAACAGCAAACGACUUCGAGCAAUACGUCACAGAUCAUGGCGUCUGCUACACUUUCAAAAGCAGCGAAAGAGACGGAGAGGUUUCUUCACCUGGUAUAGAGAAUGGUCUCACCUUGACUCUGAACAUAGAACAGUACGAGUAUAUGCCAGGUCCUCACGACGCAGCAGGGAUAAAAAUGCUAAUACAUGACCACACGGAUAUCCCAAUGGUCCACGCUCUAGGUCAAGCCAUCUCGCCAGGAUCCCGCGUCUUUGUGGGGAUGAAGAUCAUUGAAUUAGAAAAUCUCCCAAAGCCUCAUGGAACCUGUCAAGAUAGAUCUUUGGAGUACUUGGAUACAUAUAGCGCCGAGGGUUGCCGUUUAGAAUGUUUGACGAAAAGAGCACACCAAAUUUGCGGAUGCCGCGCUCUGUAUAUGCCUCAUAGAAAUGGAGAACCACCCGUAUGUGAUUUAGAUCAGUAUUAUAGAUGUCUCAAAAAUAUAACAGAAACCUUCCCAACUAUUUUCCAUCGUAUAUGCUCCUGUCCUGUUUCAUGCAAUUUCCGUGUGUUCGAAACAGAUUUAUCAUAUGGCACCACAUCAGACUAUAGCCUGAGAAAAUACCUUUCUUCAAAUGAUACUUCCAAAUUGGCCGUGGAUCUCUUAAAAGCAACUGAAGUUACGUCUAGAUAUGAAGAUUCAAAAUUCUCGAAAGUUAAGGAUUUUUAUGUAAAAUUAUCACAGAAUACUGAAAGUUUAUCACGUGUGUACGAAAGACUUGUGAACAUGGUGGAUUACUUAAUAGACAGAACUGGUGCUAUAUUCGAAGACAUAAAAAAUCAUUACGACUUCAAGGGGUAUUUAUAUAAAUUUCAAAUUUACAAUAUGGAGAAAAAUUUCAUGAGGGCUCGUGAUGCAAUGGAAGAGCGUCAUGUGCAUAUUGUAUCGCUAGGAUACGCAGAAUAUAUAUUAAUCAUCGAGAAAACCAUUCGAAAGCUUUCUGAUCCAAGAUUUCAAGAUAAUUCCUCUCGGCUUUUUCUGUACGAAACACUGAAAGAUAAGAUAGACUGUAGAAUUGAAAUAAUUGAGAGGGUCCUGGUUAAUUACACGUCCUUAAAGAACGCUUAUAGCUCAAGCGAGAGAAUAUUUAACUACCGGUUUAUGGACUCACCUCGAAGCCAUAAUGGCCCUGUGACGCCGAAAAAACUGAUUACCGAUUCCGUAUACCACAAUGAUUAUGCGAACAAAUCAACAGAACGAUAUGAAGAAUAUUUGAAUGACACGGUAAAAGCGUUAAAUUUGUGCAAGAAUUUGGCGGAAAUUGCGUAUGUAAAUGGCAUGGUCAAUGAGACGACGUUGGGUCUAUGUGUGGAAGAUUUCCGUUUCUCUAUGCGUAAUUGGGUGUACAUAAAGAGUUUAUUCUACUAUGAAAUUGUCGACAGGCCUAAGCGAAUACUCCAGGAACGGCUUGAAAACUUUGAAAUGAUAUGCAAUGACUUUCAGUUGAUGUUUCAAAAUAUUAAUCAGAGUCUUUACUCAAUACGUACUGAAAACACAGAUUUUGGUGCAAGUAUAUUGAAGCCGAUAGAAAACAGGAAUCGCAUUCUCCAGCGGUACCUGAAUGCGACCGCAACAAAACUGGAAGUGUCCGAAGUGUUUCUGUCUAACACUACAGAGAGCAUACUAGCGAAAUUUCAACUUUAUUUUCAACUGUUGAAGACAAGGCAGACAACUCUAACAGACUGGGUAACACAACUUCAUUACAAUGCUAAAGGUAUUUGGGAAAGUAUUAUAAACGACGAAGAUUCAUUGGAUUAUUACAAUUUUGUUAAUAAAAGUGAAUAUUCAAGGAAUAUUACGGAGGUUGAAGUUGAUUUGAAUGACAGCUUCACAAUGGUUAUAGACGCCGUGAGAUUUUCUGACGUCAUAGGAGGAAGUGAUGCCCAGCUCCUGUCUACUUUUGAUAGAAUUGUAGAUCACAUGACAGAAUUCAAGAAAUCCUUGAGAAUUGAUAGUAAUUUUAUCAGGGACAAUCUCCUACAGAUAAACAUUUUCUAUCGAGAGAUGAGCUACGAAAAAAUAGACCAGCAAAUUGCUUACAACAUGUUUUCACUAUGGUGCGACAUCGGCGGAACAAUGGGCCUGUUUUUGGGUGCAAGCUUUUUGUCUGUGUUGGAAAUUGUGGACUUCAUCAUUCACAGAGGAAUUGCUCGUGGAAGAACCGCGUAGAUAAAAAUUAUCAAUUUAGGAUAUUCAAUCACGUUGAUAGUUUAAUUGAUGGCGCCCUAGUCAUGUUUGUGAACGACUUUAUAGUGUCCCGGUGUUACAGCUAAUUCGAUCUACCGCAGAGAUUGUCAAAUUCUCAUCAGAGAUGAAUGACAUCAUUAUUAAUGUCCAUUACGUAUGUGCAGCUUGAAGUAUGAAUUUACUUCCAAAGACGAUUCAUCCAGUAUAAUUCAAGUCCUUUGUUGCCUAGAGCUGGUAAUAUUAACACUGCAUGUAUACCAGGUCGGGGCUGUAUUGAUAAUAUAUAUGUAGAUUAUGAUACAAUAAUAUGCGUCAGAUUUUUGUUACACAGAGUAACGUAAUUGUGUUGAUACAGCAGCCCGGACCAGAACUAAUAUAAUAAUACCCGUAUAUUCACCAGACCAACGGCAGCAAGGAUACGUUUAUGUAGAGGAUGGAACGUACAUGUAUCAUAGUUGUAUUUCAUUCUAAAACACAUAAUUACUAGAUAAUUCAUUUAUCAUGAUUCUCUUUCAUUUCAUCUCCGUCAGAUAUUGAUAUGUACAAUAAACAAGAUUCAAACAAA